Stomoxys calcitrans (stable fly) is the source of this 356-nucleotide messenger RNA. RefSeq lists its product as uncharacterized. The record is from RefSeq and is a predicted model, not a curated record. Gene Ontology annotation, cellular component: extracellular region. Gene Ontology annotation, molecular function: chitin binding. Lineage: Eukaryota; Metazoa; Arthropoda; Insecta; Diptera; Muscidae. Bases 63 to 341 code for a protein of 92 amino acids. The transcript has 2 exons.
CAUUAGACUUUCGAAAGUAUAUCUCAAAGUUAUAUUGCAGUUUACUUAAGAAAAUCAUCAAUAUGAAAUUCCUGGCUUGCUUUGCUCUCUUCGCCACUUUGGCUGUGGUCUCUGUGAACGCUCUUGCUGGUCAAUCGGCUUGCCGUGACCCCACUGAGGUUCAUCAGAAAUUCCCUCAUCACUGGGAUCCAUCCAAGUACUGGUAUUGUGAACAAUUGAAUGAAAAUGCCGUUGAGAGAGAUUGCCCCAAGGAUACCGCCUACAUGCAUUUGUUGAAGGAAUGCAUUCCCUGGCCCAACUGGGUCUGGAAGAAACCUGAAAAUCCCCCAACUGUAGCUUAAGAAGGGCACUGUCAA